AAAUAAUUCAUUUUUUGUUUUUUGAAAAUAUUUUAACGAUUCAAGUUUUAAGCAAAAGAAAGGGUGAAAAUUUAUGUUUCGAAGUAACUUUUCACCACCCAAAUAGUACCAGAAGAACAAUUUUAGCUUGGGAUAAAAAUAUUUAGACAGUUUAGUGGUACUAAUAAAAAAAGCUAUUAGCGCAACCUCGGUAAAAUGCGACGGUAAAAUAACGAUAUCUAUUAUACGCGAGUGAGGUUGACCCACCCCAAUCAGAGUAUAGUGUCGAACGUUUUGAGAAAAAAUAGACUCCGUCAUGGCAUCGGCGAUUGUCAGAUCUGCCCUCCGAUCCACCCUCCGCAGCGGCGCCGCCCGCCAAGUUCCCGCCUCUUCCAAGAGAGCUUUCUCCGCCAAAGCCGGUCACGAUGAAGCAGCUGAGGCUGCAAAAUGGGAGAAGAUUACAUAUCUGGGCAUAGUGUCAUGCACUAUUCUUGCGGUUGUUAACCUCUCAAAGGGUCAUCCCCACCACGACGAGCCCCCUCCGUAUCCAUACCUCCACAUCCGUAACAAGGAGUUCCCAUGGGGUAUGUCUCUAAUCCAAUUAUUUUAUUUUAAGCUGCUUCGUGUCAAUUUCCUCUUAAUAUUAGUUGCUAUCAAACUUGCAUUCCUCCAAUUCCUUUUGUUGUUGGCUCCAGUAAAAAUAAUGCUCGUGUAAUUGCUGCUAAAAGCCGCUCUGUGUCUUGCAAUCCUGUUUUAAUGUUCGUUAAUGAAUUGUGGAUGAAUUGCUUCAUUCUAAUUGACUAUGACUGAAUGUGUCCUGCAUUUGGUCGAAUUGUUUACUGUCUUGUUUUCCUGGCUUGUUUAUAUUUACUGAUUUUUCCUCUAUAAACUACCAUGAAUCAGUGACAUACUCAUGAAUUUGGGAAUUCAAGUCACUAGUCAACCACAUCCUUUAAUACAGGGAUCAUGAAAAAGAAUUCUUCUUUGCCUCUUGAGUUCAUCUCUUACAUCAUGCGUAGCAUAAUCUUUGACUUUUAGCCGGUCUAAUAUCAUGUUAAUCAAUAGGAUUGUAUGUUUUCCGAAUGAUUCAAUUGAUGCUGGCUGGUUUAUGAAGUCUGUGUGUCAAAAUGUGAGAAUAUUCUCCUUGGGAUUCUUACUCAUUUUGUUGUGUAUUCUGGAACAUUGAAACAUCUGCUUCUGCUGAAUGGUUCUUGGUGUGGAGUUGUGUAAAUUGUUUAGACAUGAUAUGUUUGAAUUAACUCGGAGCUGUCAUAUAGACUAUUUGAAAAGCAGGUUACUAUUCUGUGUUGUGUAUCUCUGUUUCUAUGUUCACUUUAUACCAUGAAUCCCUACUACAGAAGUUACCUCGUUGGAGUUAACUUUCUAUUUUAAAACUUUGUUGAGUACCUGGUAUGUUGACAAGGUCCAAAAGAACAUAUUAGAACUUUCAUAUGUGGUGUCAGAUUACCAAUUGUGUACUUGGAUGGAUACUGCUCUAUAGCUAAUAUGGUUAAUUAGAGGUUUCCAGGGUGUGUUGUCAUUGUGAGGCGUAUGGUUAACUCUGCAUUGUGCAGUUUAUGUUUGUUCAUUAAGUGCCCCUGUUGGUAUGGUUUAGCUAGUUCCACAUUCUUUUAACCUGCAAGAUUAUGCACAUACUCAGUACUCGGGCCGCAGGUUUUUGGAUGUAUGUAUUUCGACAAGCUCAGAAACUUUUCUGAACGGUCUCAAUCUUUUGCUACAGUGUAGUUAGUUAACUUGAACGGUUUUUCAUGACUGCAGGACCAGAUGGUUUGUUCGAGGUGAAGCACCACUGAUUUGAUGACUGCACAGUAAGAGUUCACAAAUAAUAAGUUGUUCUUCUCCAUCUGUGGAAACAUUAUAUUUUAUAUUGGCGGAAAAUUGUUUGGGCUUUGAACAACUAUCAUGUUCUGUUCACUUCCAGAACUAAACAGAUGUUUGGUUUCUUUAUAUCACAGGCAUAUUGCUUUCUUUUUUAAAAAAUGGGCUCAAUGCUUUUGCCUUCAUGUCUACUUGUUUCCAAUCAGCUGUUCUAAGAAUAUUGUUUUGGAUAUCAUUACUGUAAUUGUUCCAUGAUGACACCUUGUACUCCUGAGAUUGUUUUGGGUGCAUAGCCCUGGAGUGUGUGUCAUAUUUGGUUGCUUUAUCCUUGUCAACUUACACCGAAUUGAAAUGAGAAUGUGAAGUACUAGAUACAAAUUCAAAAGACGACUUCACUUUUUUGCUCAAUAGUCCACACUAUUACAGACGCAAAAUCCCAA
Messenger RNA from Oldenlandia corymbosa var. corymbosa, 2258 nucleotides. The record is from the annotation of a GenBank genome assembly. Lineage: Eukaryota; Viridiplantae; Streptophyta; Magnoliopsida; Gentianales; Rubiaceae.